GAAAGAGUUAUCAAAUUUUCACAAACUAUUCUCCACUUGCUCCCAUUCACCCUUUCUCUCUCUAGAAAAAAGAACCCUUAGCGUAAACUCUGCAACCGAAGAACCCCAAAAGCUUUCAAUUCAAUGGCUAACAGCAAUCUUCCUCGAAGAAUUAUCAAGGAAACUCAACGUCUUCUCAGUGAACCUGCUCCUGGGAUAAGUGCGUCGCCAUCGGAAGACAAUAUGCGAUACUUUAAUGUCAUGAUUCUUGGUCCAACACAAUCUCCUUAUGAAGGAGGUGUCUUCAAGCUCGAACUAUUUUUGCCUGAAGAGUACCCAAUGGCUGCUCCUAAGGUUCGAUUCCUCACCAAAAUCUACCAUCCGAACAUUGAUAAGCUUGGAAGGAUAUGCCUUGAUAUUCUUAAAGACAAAUGGAGUCCUGCUCUUCAGAUCCGUACUGUACUUUUGAGCAUCCAAGCACUUUUGAGUGCUCCAAAUCCGGAUGAUCCACUCUCUGAAAACAUUGCAAAGCACUGGAAGUCAAAUGAGGUUGAAGCUGUUGAAACGGCUAAGGAGUGGACACGCCUAUAUGCUAGUGGUGCAUGAAGAGAUAGCAACGAAAUAUUCAAAAUAACAAAAAUCAUGGAAUGUAAUCUAUUGACUGGCUUAUCAAUAUGACACCCGGAUAGCUGUUAAUGGCUGAACCCUUCCAAUCAUCUCCCCCACAAUUGCUUCCCUUCUCUUCCCUUCCCUUAAAAUUGUAUAAUUGAACGUGACACCCUUUCGUUUUCUAAUGUUCAGGAAUGAACUUAUUACAACAAAACUGGAUAUGGUAAGGAUUUUGUCACUGCAAGAGUAGUUAAUGAUUCAGAUCUGUGGGUUGGAAUUGGAAAAUAGUGUUGCUGCAGUAUCAAUCUCCAUAGAUUUGUUUCAAGAUGAAUUUCCAAAGGGAGAUCUAUAUUUUGAUCCCUUUUUCCCUUU
Molecule: messenger RNA, 960 nt
Organism: Solanum dulcamara
Lineage: Eukaryota; Viridiplantae; Streptophyta; Magnoliopsida; Solanales; Solanaceae
Product: ubiquitin-conjugating enzyme E2 35-like
Exons: 8
Coding region: 124-585 (153 amino acids)
Biological process (GO): DNA damage tolerance; protein K63-linked ubiquitination
Cellular component (GO): nucleus
Molecular function (GO): ubiquitin conjugating enzyme activity
Source: RefSeq, a predicted model, not a curated record